Messenger RNA from Dendroctonus ponderosae (mountain pine beetle), 453 nucleotides. RefSeq names its product flexible cuticle protein 12. Bases 75 to 395 code for a protein of 106 amino acids. Lineage: Eukaryota; Metazoa; Arthropoda; Insecta; Coleoptera; Curculionidae. Gene Ontology annotation, molecular function: structural constituent of chitin-based larval cuticle. The record is from RefSeq and is a predicted model, not a curated record. Gene Ontology annotation, cellular component: chitin-based extracellular matrix. The transcript has 3 exons.
AACAUAUAAAUAGAAAUCGAGAUUAGGAAAAAAUUAUCAGUGCAGUUUGUGUUAAACAUCAAUCACCCAUCAAGAUGAAAUUAGUUAUUGCCCUAUUCGCCUUAGUUGCUGUAGCUGUAGGAGCUCCACCAACUCCUGAGUCCCAAGCGCGGGUACUCAAAAAUGAGGUCGACAAUAUUGGAGUUGAUGGAUAUAAUUUCAGUUACGAGACUAGCAACGGAAUUUCUGCAGGAGAACAAGGACAAGUCGUAAACGCUGGGUCUGAAAAUGAAGCUAUUGCUGUCCGUGGCCAGUUCAAAUAUACUGGUGCAGACGGAAUUGUUUAUUCUGUGAGCUAUAUUGCUGACGAAAACGGUUUCCAGGCUGAAGGAGCUCAUUUACCAGUUGCACCAUAGUGAUAUAUUGUUUAAGCUAGUUAUAACACAGAUCAAUAAAAAGUUAAAUAGCCGACUA